This is a messenger RNA of Gracilinanus agilis (Agile Gracile Mouse Opossum), 2157 nucleotides long. It is a transcript of the gene LPO, whose product is annotated as lactoperoxidase. The record is from RefSeq and is a predicted model, not a curated record. Bases 1 to 2157 code for a protein of 718 amino acids. Gene Ontology annotation, molecular function: heme binding; thiocyanate peroxidase activity. Lineage: Eukaryota; Metazoa; Chordata; Mammalia; Didelphimorphia; Didelphidae. Gene Ontology annotation, biological process: response to oxidative stress. The transcript has 12 exons.
AUGAAGCUGCUCCUCUCCUUUGCUGGGCUGUUGGCAUCACUAAUCUUGACUCAACCUACUGAAUCUGCAGAGACUUUGCUCCAAUCUACCGAGACUGCAAUCAUCUAUGAAGCUGUGAAUGAAGCCAAGGACCAUGUUAAUAAGGCCUUCCUGGCUGGCCGGACCAAGGUGAAGGCAAUCAUGGGGAGCACUCCGACUUCCCUCCAGCUGUCCAAAGUCUUCAAACAAGCCACUGGCCAGACACGGGAGGUCUUGCGCAAGGCCCAGGUAUGGGAGGAAUGCAUCAAGAUCCUAGGACAGAAAGUACACAUGAACUUGUUGGCCAUUGACAAUGUUACAGCCCCCAGUUUUGACUUGGAUCUGCUUUCUAAAGAGGUGGGCUGUAACAAGGUGACCCGAUCAGUGAAGUGUGACUGGAACAGCAAAUACAGGACCAUUACCGGAGAAUGUAACAACAGACGGGAUCCCAUAUUGGGCUCAUCAAACAGAGCACUAGCCCGAUGGCUGCCUGCAGAAUAUGAAGAUGGGAUUUCUCUGCCCUAUGGGUGGACUCCUGGGGCCAAGAGGAAUGGCUUCCCUCUCCCACUGGUCCGAGAUGUGUCCAAUCAGAUAGCCGGCUACUUGAAUAAACCUGAUGAACCUGACCCAUCGUGGUCAUUGAUGUUAAUGCAGUGGGGACAGUGGGUGGACCACGACCUUGACUUUGCCCCAGAUACUGAGCUGAUAGUCAAUGAGCACAGCAAAAAGCAAUGUGAUGAACUCUGCAUUCAAGAAGACAACUGUUUCCCCAUCAUGUUCCCACCUGGCGAUCCCAAGUUGAAGAAACAAGGACCCUGCAUGCCCUUCUUCCGGGCUGGCUUUGUCUGCCCUUCGGACCCCUCCAGUUCGCUGACCCGAGAGCAAAUCAAUGCCCUGACUUCCUUCCUGGAUGCCAGCAUGGUCUAUGGGCCUGAGCCACUGCUUGCCAACAAACUCCGGAACAUGAGCAGCCCCCUGGGCCUGAUGGCAGUCAAUGAGGAGUUUUCGGACAACGGAUUGGCAUUGCUGCCUUUUGACAACAAAAAGCCCAGUCCCUGUGAAUUCAUCAAUAGCACCGCUGGGGUGCCCUGCUUCCUGGCUGGUGAUUCCCGGGCCAAUGAACAGUCUUUACUAACAGUCAUCCAUACACUUUUUAUUCGGGAACACAACCGAUUGGCUAAGGAGCUGAAGAAGAUCAAUCCCCAUUGGAAUGCAGAAAAACUCCACCAGGAAAGCCGGAAAAUUGUGGGUGCAAUUACACAGGUUAUCACCUAUGACCAUUACCUGCCUAUUGUGCUGGGAAAUGAGUUCGAAAAGGAGAUUCCCAGGUACCAGGGCUAUAACGAAUCAGAGGAUCCCCGCAUCGCCAACGUCUUCACCUUCGCCCUUCGAUUCGGUCAUGUUGAGGUGCCGUCUGCUAUCCACCGACUAGAUGAACAUUAUGAGCCCUGGCGCUCGGAGCCGCCUCUUCCCCUGAGCACUCUCUUCUUCAAUAGCUGGAGGUUGGCCAAAGACGGUGGAAUUGACCCUUUUGUCCGGGGUAUGCUGGCCAAGCCGUCCAAGAUGUUGACUCAAGACAAUAUGAUAAGCGAUGAACUGAGAAACAUGCUUUUCCAGCCAAAUCACAAGAUCCAUGGAUUUGACUUGGCCUCCAUCAACAUGCAGAGAGGACGGGACCAUGGGAUGCCAGGAUACAAUUCUUGGAGAGACUUCUGUGGCCUCUCACAGCCUAAGACUGUAGAAGAGUUGAGUGCCGUGUUGGGGAACAACAGGGAGCUGGCUCAGAAGUUCAUGGAUCUGUAUGGGACGGCAGACAGCAUUGACCUGUGGAUUGCAGCCAUUGCCGAGCCCUUUGUGCCAGGGGGCAGAGUUGGGCCCCUCCUGACGUGUCUCCUGGGGAAGCAGUUCAAAAAGAUCAGAGAUGGAGACAGGUUCUUUUGGGAGAAACCUGGAGUGUUCACCCCACAGCAGCGAGCCGCCCUGAAGAAAGUCUCCUUAUCUAGAGUGGUCUGUGACAACACUGGCAUUACAGAAGUCCCUGUGGAUGCAUUCAAGGCCAACCACUACCCUCAGGGCUUUGUGAAGUGCUCAGAAAUCGACAAGCUGGACCUUACCCCCUGGACCUGUAAGAAGAAUUAA